Helianthus annuus (common sunflower) is the source of this 1026-nucleotide messenger RNA. RefSeq names its product F-box/kelch-repeat protein At3g23880. Lineage: Eukaryota; Viridiplantae; Streptophyta; Magnoliopsida; Asterales; Asteraceae. The transcript has a single exon. The record is from RefSeq and is a predicted model, not a curated record. Bases 1 to 1026 code for a protein of 341 amino acids. Gene Ontology annotation, molecular function: protein binding.
AUGUCUGAUGAAGUCUGCAAUGAUUUGAUGGUUAAUAUUUUUGAAAGGCUACCACUCAAAUCCAUCAUCCGGUUCAGAUCACUCUCCAAAUACUGGCACUCUCGCAUCGCUAGCCAAGAAUUCAUCAGCAAUCACAGCCUUCGAUGCUCUAAAAACCCUCCAAAAGUCCUCAUCAGACACCUCACUUAUUGCGGAAACUAUACAUUUAAAGACAUCUAUACCUCACACUCAGCAGACCAAUUGCCGUUAGAUCCUGCACGACCAGGCUACAUGGGCAUACCAGGAGUUUCGUUCCCCUACCAACAUCGUACAACUGAAAUUGUUGGUUCGUUUAAUGGAAUUAUAUGUCUGUGUGAUGAUAAGGAAAUUAGUCUAUGGAACUUAUCAAUUAGGCGCAGACUAAUCGUGCCAUAUCCUCCUUCAAAAUCCUCGCCUAAUGUACAUGUAACAUUAGGAUUUGGUUUCGAUCCGAUCACAAAUGAUUACAAGAUUGUGAGUAUAUCUUACAACAAAUCAGAAUUAGAUGAAAAUAAUACAUUUAUUUACUCCUUGAAAACAGACUCUUGGAGUACAAUCCCUUCACCAUCCACUCCUUUUUAUUAUGUGAAGUCCAUUGCAUGUUUUUUCCAUGGAAUAUUGCAUUGGGCGGUUAAUGGUUAUUUAACCACCGAACCAACAACCAGACACCGGAGUUCUUUUAUGUUGACAUUCGAUUUUAGUGGUAAUGUUUUUGGCUACAAUUUGUUGCCUCUGGAAGAUGGUUAUUUUUGCAAAGGUGGUCAUGGUUGGCUUCGGGUGAUGAAAGAGUAUGGUAAAACUGAAUCUUGGCCCGAGCUUUGUAAACUGCAAAAGGAGUCAUUGUUGGGGACAAUUUUUUAUAAUCCUCAAACAGGGUCGUAUACAAAACUUCUGGAGUUUGGACCUGAUUGUUACAAAGUUGAGAUGGAUUGCUUGACAAAGAACGCUCGACAACAUGUGGGAAAACCAUAUUCUCUUGGACAAAAAAGGGUGAUGGCAAAAAGAUAA